Messenger RNA from Trichomycterus rosablanca, 4210 nucleotides. It is a transcript of the gene klhl38b, whose product is annotated as kelch-like family member 38b. Bases 78 to 1592 code for a protein of 504 amino acids. Gene Ontology annotation, molecular function: protein binding. The record is from RefSeq and is a predicted model, not a curated record. The transcript has 4 exons. Lineage: Eukaryota; Metazoa; Chordata; Actinopteri; Siluriformes; Trichomycteridae.
AGACUUCAGAAAGCGCAGAUGAGAGAUUUGGUUGUGUCUGCUUGAGGUUUAAUAAAUCCAGUACAAAGACUCACAGGAUGUGUUACGAAUUGGCUGAAACUAGCUUGGAUGAUCCUUCAACAGAAGUUCUACAAUAUAUUGACAAAGAGCUGCUGUCAUCCCUGGCCUUGCAGCUAAACAACUUAAGAAAAAAGCAAAUUCUCACAGAUGUAGUCCUCUGCUCCGACAGUUAUAAGAUCCCCUGCCACCGGAACAUCCUGGUGUCCAGCAGCCCCUACUUUUAUGCUAUGUUUUGCAGCAACUUUCGUGAAAGUCAGCAGACCCAGGUAAAUAUCCAGGGAGUUCCUUUCAAUGUCCUGAACAGCAUCGUGGACUAUGUUUACACAGGUGUCAUCAGUAUCACAAUGGAGCUGGUCCUACCUCUGAUGCAGGCCGCUGCCAUGCUACAGUUCGAACGGCUUUUCGAGGCAUGCUCGACCUACCUGCAGGCCCAGCUCCACCCGAAUAACUGCUUGAGCAUGAUCCGACUUUCCAAGAUUUUGCACUGUGCCAGUUUGCAGCAGAAAGCUCAUGAGAUGGCUGUGAAAAGCUUCUCUGAUGUUGCGGCAUCUGAGGACUUCUGCGAACUCUCCCUAAAAGAGUUAGUGGAUUAUCUAGAGGAUGAUCAGUUGUGUGCUGAGGAGGAGCAGGUGUUUGAGAUCUUACUGGCUUGGAUCCAUCAUGACCCAUUUGCAAGGAAAGGCUCCAUCCAUAACCUGUUCCAACGGGUACGACUACGACAUGUCCACCCUUCCUACCUCUUCCAGUUCAUCGCCAAUGACCCAGUAGUGCAGUCCUCCUUCCUGUGUACUGAGAUCAUUGAAUCGGUCAGACGUCUCCUGUUUUCUGUUGGCUCCAACUGCCCAAGUGACCUUCAGCCACUCUGGAUAGCUCCCCGACGGCAUUCCUUUAAAGAAGCUCUAGUGGUCGUUGGCGGUCGUAAAAACAAUGAACGCACAUCUCGCGAGGCACUGCUCUACAAUGAACAGAAACAGAGCUGGCAAUGGCUGGCUAAGUUGCCUGUACGACUCUACCGUGCCUCCUAUGUCUGCUUGCAGGGCGUUCUUUAUGUUUUAGGAGGGCUGGCUAUGAAAGCCGGAGGAGAUGGUGUCCCCAGUGCUACAGUUUACACCCUCUCCCUGAAACUAAACCAGUGGAGGGUGGCUGAGCCUAUGCUGGUUCCUCGGUUUGCCCAUCAGAGCAUCGCCCAUCUGCAUUUCAUCUUCGUUCUAGGUGGGGUUACAGGUGACCAACAACUCUCCAGUGGGGUGGAGAGAUACAAUACCAUGUUCAACCAAUGGGAACUAAUGGCACCGAUGCCAGUCACAGUCCAGCACCCUGCUGUGGCUGCACAUAACCAAAGAAUGUAUGUGUUCGGUGGGGAAGACGCCAUGCAAAAUCCAGUACGAAUGAUCCAGGUGUACCACAUCGGAAGAAAUCACUGGUGUGUAAUGGAGAACAGGAUGGUGAAGAAUGUCUGUGCUCCUGCUUCAGUUAUUGAUGGAAAAAUUUAUAUCAUUGGAGCAAGGUCCAUAGAGACAUGGUUUGACUAGGUUAAACAAGAUCACGUUCAGGUGUAUGCAGGUAUCAGAAAGUUUCAGUACUUUUAUAUUUUGGUUGGAAACAAUGAGGACAGGAGGAGUAGUAAUUGGUCGUGUCUGAGAGACUGAGAGAGAGCUUAUAGUCCGUAUUAAGCGGCAUCUGAUUUUUACCUUUUUGAAUUGCUCAAAGAAGCUUUAAGGGAAAGAAGAUUUUCAUGUGAUGAUGAUGUGAAAGUUUGUUUGUUUUUUUGUUUAUUUGGAUUUUAACGUCAUGUUCUACACUCUUUGGCUACAUUCAUGACAGACACGGUAGCUACUCAUUACACAAGAUUCAUCAGUUCACAAGGUUACAUCGAACACAGUCAUGGACAAUUUUAUAUCUCCAAUUUAGCUCACCUGCACGUCUUUGGACUGAGCAUGUGAAGUAAACCCAUGCAGACAUGGGAGGAACAUGCAAACUCCACACAGGAAGGACCCGGACCUCCCCACCUGGGGAUCGAACCCAGGACCUUCAUGCUGUGAGGCGACAGUGCUACCCACCGAGCCGCCCUGAUGAUGUGAAAUCAGCAGUUCAUCAGUGGCUACACGCUCAAUUAAAAACAUUUUUACUGAUGGCAUUAUAAAUGCAUCGGAAGGUGACUACAUCGGAAGAAAAGUGAUGUCAUUUGUUUUUGAAAUUGUUAAUAGGGGGUGGCAUGGUGGCUCAGUGGGUAGCACUGUCACCUCACAGCAAGAAGGUCCUGGGUUUGAUCUCCAGGUGGGGCGGUCUGGGUCUUUUCUGUGUGGAGUUUGCAUGUUCUCCCCGUGUCUGCGUGGGUUUCCUCCAGGCUCUCUGGUUUCCUCCCACAGUCCAAAGACAUGCAAGUGAGGUGAAUUGGAGAUACUAAAUUGUCCGUAACUGUGUUUGACAUUAAACUUGUGAACUGAUGAACCUUCUGUAAUGAGUAACUACUGUUUCUGUCAUGAAUGUAAGCAAAAGUGUAAAACAUGAUGUUAAAAUCCUAAUAAAUAAAUAAAUAAUAUAAAUUCUUAAUAAAUAGAGUUACAAACAAUGAGUGGAAACUUUUUGAAGAACCCCUUAUAAUUCAACCAAAUCACAAAUUACUUAGUGUGGUAUUCAUAGUUGCAUGGAAUACAAAUUAAACACACAUAACUCUGAUCUAAGCUCUGCCCAAGUCAUGUUGAGUGCAACAUAAAAGACACAAUGAAUAUAUAGUGACAAGUAAAUAUCAAAACACAGCAAUUUAACACAGCACAGUUGAUUUUUAACACUAAAGUAUUUGAUAUAUUAUUUGCAUUAUUUAAUCACUUUUAUUGAGUCUUGCUGUUUCUGUCACACUUUUACUUUCUACUUUUCUACUUCAUGAUAUCACUUUAAUGUUUCAUUUAAUACAUGUUUUCCAAAAUGAUCUUAACUUUAUUUUAAUAAAAAUCAGUUCAAAUCUAAGAUGUGUGAAGUGUGAUAGAAUACACUAGAACUCUACUGCCAGGCAUUUUAAACUCUGGCAUGCAGUUCAGAUUUAAUACAGAUAAACAUCACAUUUUUGUACUGAAAUACCUCCUUAAACAAACAUAUUUGCUUGUAAUUUGAUCAUGACUGUGAACCACUGGUAUUCAGUUCCAUUUAAGGUUAUAAUGCAUUAAUUUAUUGUCUGUUUUACCACUGCUUUAUCCUGGUUGGGGUUGAGGUGGGUCUUAUUCAUUUGGCUGAAGGAAGAAAACACCUAGACAUGUCACUAGUCCAUCACAGAGCAGACACAACGCAUACAUUCACACACAUUGUCACACUUAAGGCAAUAUUUAGUAGCUCUUAUUGGUCUGACGGCAUGUCUUUGAAAUUAUGGGACAGAUAAAACCCAGGCCCUUCUUGCUAUUAUACUUCUGUAAAAUACAACCCCAAAUCAGAAAAAGUUGGGACAGCAUGGAAAAUGCAAAUUAAAAAAAAAAUUACAUUUACUUUGACUUUUAUUUAAUUGCAGACAGGAUGAACCUGAGAUAUUUCAUGUUUUAUCUGCUCACAUUCAUUUCAUUUAUUAAUAAACAUCUAUUCCUGCAUUUCAGGCCUGCAACACAUUCCAAAAAAAGUUGGGACAGUAAAGCAUUUACCACUUUGUAAUGUUGCCAUUCCUUCUCACCACACUUAAAAGACGUUUUGGCACCGAGGAGACCAAGUGAUUUAGUGUUUUAGCUUUUAUUUUGUCCCAUUCUUCCUGCAAACACUUCUUAAGAUGUGCAACAGUACGGGGUCAUCGUUGUUGCAUUUCUCAUUUCAAAAUUCUCCACACAUUCUCUAUUGGAGGACUGCAGGCAGGCCAGUCCAGUACCCGUACCCUCUUCUUCCACAGCCAUGCCUUUGUAAUGUGUGCAGCAUGUGGUUUUGCAUUGUCUUGUUAAAAAAUGCAUGGACGUCCCUGGAAAAGAUGAUGCCUUGAAGGCAGCAUAUGUUGCUCUAAGAUCUCAAUGUACUUUUCUGCAUUAAUGCUGCCAGCACAGAAGUUUAAAUGACUUUUCACUGUAGAACCUCUUGUUUUGACAGGAUACACAAGGAGAAUGGUAGCCUAUGACAUCAAAGCAAACCGAUUUGUUAAAUGUGAGAAUAUAAAAGAGAGAAGAAUGCAUCACUCAUCCAC